CUGGUGGGAAUGGGAUGGAGUCACCAGGCACAUCAACAUGAUCAGAGUGAUAACUACCAUUUUGGUCAUUGUAUUAUGUGCUAUUUCCUGGUUGAUGAAGAAAUCAACCAGAAGUAUUCCAUCACUUCCACCUGGCUUGCCUUUAGUAGGAAAUCUUCUUUCCAUUGAACCUGAACUCCAUCGUUACUUUGCCAAAUUAUCCGAAAAUUAUGGCCCAAUUAUGAAACUUAAACUGGGUACCAAACUUUGUAUUGUGAUAAGUUCACCUACAUUAGCAAGACAUGUUCUCAAAGACCAUGAUGCAAAUUUUGCCAACCGCGAUCCUCCUGCAGUAGCAUUACCCUUCUCAUUUGGCGGAGCUGACAUAUUAUGGAAGUCUUAUGGGCAUGAAUGGCGAAAGUUACGUAAAGUUUUUGUUGCUGAACUGAUGAGUAAAAAAGCCCUCAAUGCUUGUCACACACUUCGACGACAAAAAGUAGUAGAAAUGAUGGAGGAGGUACAUGGGAAGGUUGGUUCACCGAUAAAUAUUGGUGAAUUAACCUUCUUAACUGCGUUAAAAGUAAUAAUGAACAUGUUAUGGGGUGCUUCAUUGCCUGGGGAGAAUAAGAGCAGCAACGGGGUUCAAAUUAGGGAACUGGUGGAAGAAAUUGUUGAAUUGUUGGGAGCUCCCAACAUUUCUGAUUUUUUUCCUCCUCUUGCGCGGUUUGAUUUACAAGGUCUUCGAACGAAAAUGAACAAACUUAUGCAUUCGUUUGACAGGAUUUUCGAGUCCUUAAUAGACAAUCAGAUGAAAGCCGGUAUGGUUUGUGGAGAAGACGGGAAUGAAGACAACGGGAACAAGGAUUUUCUACAAUUCUUGUUGGAGCUUAAGCAGCAAGGAGAUGAAGCCUCAUUAUCCUUGAACCAAAUUAAGGGUUUGCUCAUGGACAUUUUUGUUGCGGCUACAGAUACAACAUCAACCACACUAGAGUGGGCGAUGGCAGAAAUGCUACAACAGUCGGAGAUAAUGAAAAAAGCCAGCAAAGAGUUGGAGGAAGUGGUUGGGAAUGAGAAUAUAGUGGAGGAGUUUCAUCUUGACAAACUGCAUUAUUUAAAUGCAAUAGUAAAAGAGACACUUCGAUUGCACCCACCAGCGCCGUUCCUAGUUCCGCACAGCCCGAGUAUAACUUGCACAAUUUCCGGAUACACCAUCCCUAAGGGCUCAAGAAUUAUCCUAAACGUAUGGAAAAUGCAAAGGGACUCUGAGGCAUGGAAUAAUCCUCUGGAGUUUCAACCUGACAGGUUCCAGAAUGAUUCUGAAAAUGGUUACUACCAUGGAAAAAACUUUAAUUUUCUUCCUUUUGGUUCCGGGAGAAGGAUUUGUGCUGGAAUGCCUUUGGCAGAGAAAUUGCUACCAUAUUUGUUGGCUACCUUAUUGCACUCUUUCAAAUGGAAUUUGCCAGAGGGAACAAAGCUUGAUUUAUCUGACAAAUUUGGUCUUGUUUUGAAGAAGAGGAAACCACUGCUUGCCAUACCAACCGCAAAAUCAUAUAAAAAUUAAAAUUUCUUAAUAACUAGUA
Pistacia vera is the source of this 1559-nucleotide messenger RNA. RefSeq names its product geraniol 8-hydroxylase-like. The transcript is spliced from 2 exons. Gene Ontology annotation, molecular function: iron ion binding; oxidoreductase activity, acting on paired donors, with incorporation or reduction of molecular oxygen; monooxygenase activity. The record is from RefSeq and is a predicted model, not a curated record. Lineage: Eukaryota; Viridiplantae; Streptophyta; Magnoliopsida; Sapindales; Anacardiaceae. Bases 38 to 1540 code for a protein of 500 amino acids.